Molecule: messenger RNA, 594 nt
Organism: Antechinus flavipes (yellow-footed antechinus)
Lineage: Eukaryota; Metazoa; Chordata; Mammalia; Dasyuromorphia; Dasyuridae
Gene: SCGB3A1
Product: secretoglobin family 3A member 1
Exons: 3
Coding region: 111-425 (104 amino acids)
Biological process (GO): positive regulation of myoblast fusion
Source: RefSeq, a predicted model, not a curated record
UCCUUGUGCGAAGGCAAGGGGCUCUCUAUAUAUCUGAGGAGCACCACAAGAGCCCAACAGAGACUCUAGGGAGUAUUGCAGACUGAACCCAGCUCACAAUUCUUUCCAGUAUGAAGCUGACUGUGGUCUUUCUGAUGGCUUCCUUGGCUCUAUAUAGUAACUCAGCUUUUGCCUCAUUCCAGGAUUAUCUACCCAAACCCCACAUCCCUUCUGAUGAGAUCCAGAAGUCUAUCGCCAAGCCUGUAAUGGAGGCAGUACCUAACCCUAUCUUUAGCCACUUUAGCCUGCUCAAAUUAAUCUUGAGAGGUCUGGGGAUUCCUGUGGACCACUUGGUGGAAGGGUCCAAAAAGUGUGUGGAGGAACUGGGAUCUGAGUCUGUGGAAGCAGUGAAGAGCUUGCUGGGGGCCCUGACAUAUUUUGGUUGAGAUGCAGUUGGAUUGAACCAGCCUCUGGACCACAGGCAAAAAGAAGCACAGAUGUGAGGUCCAGUGGGCAUUUUUCCAACCUCUAGAGCAUUGUGGAAGCCUCUCAUGUAUGAGCCUUGAAUUCCUUUCAUUCAUUGUAAUAAAUUUAAUAAACUGAUUUCAAAGCAGA